This is a messenger RNA of Hyaloperonospora brassicae, 1920 nucleotides long. Lineage: Eukaryota; Oomycota; Peronosporomycetes; Peronosporales; Peronosporaceae. The record is from the annotation of a GenBank genome assembly.
AUGGAGAACGGACGCUCGUUGUCCAUUGCUGAGCUCGUCGCACGCGUCUCUGACACCACAGCACCGCCACGCACUAACGUUACCUGUCUGCUGCAGCUCAAGACCGUUGUGGAGCAGUGUCCGACUUUGGAGUCUCCUGACGACGCCAAGUUGCUCAAGCAGCUCGAGACCGACCUCUUGUCUGGACACUGGCAAGUUACUGAAGGCGAUGAUGACGAUGACAUGUCGGAGCUUCAUGUUGCCAAGUGGCACUUCCUCACGAGCUUCUUGCGCGUGCAUCAUGAAGCAGCAGCAGGUCCUGUUUCCGAGCCACAGCUGCAGUCGGUGCUAAGCCUCAUGGUGACGGAUCGGUUCGUGUCGAUUGACGUCUUGGCUGCUAUGGCUGAAUGGCUACUGCAGCUCAACAGUUACGACGAGUCAGCGGCUUCUUGUCGUGUUGAUCUACUGGACGUGAAGGUGGGGCGAGACGACGAGAAGGAGACGACGUACUUGGAGCUCAUUAAGCACAUGUACGUGACGCUGACGGACUGUGGUCGACGACAGAGACUUGCGAAGAUGGUGCAGAAGGUCAUGGUCACAAAGGAACAUGCCAAGCAGCUCGUGAGGGCCGGAGUGCUUCGCAGUUUCUUGCAGGUGGCAUUGGAGCUGGCUGAAGAUGACGUUUGUGCUGUGCUGCUCGAGCACUUCAACAUGGUCGGGACACAAGUCGCAUCGCUUGUUUGUUUCCAAGCAGCAGCGUCAUCGUUGGCAGCAACAGCAGGUGCGAAGAACGUGAGACUGGCGGAGACAAAGCGACGAGCGAGUUGCGACCUCGUUGUGAAGCUGAUGCUGAGCGGGGUGUCGCUUGUCUUUGCCGAUGCAGUCCGGAUGCUGCAGUUGUUGAUUGACAAUGAACGCUGUCGGGUCUUGCUCUCCAUGGUGCCUGACCUGCGUGGUGCCCUGGAAAAAGCACGUGCACUAGCAAGACAAAAGAACAGCAAACUGGAGCGCAACGAGUACCUGAGAGAGCUCUGUGAAACGCAGUACAAACGUCUUGUGCCGGAGAUUGACGCCUUCGAGCGCGAACAUGAGAGCGUUGUCGGGUUGCCUUCAGACGCCGAAAUAGGUCGAAGUGGCGAUGAUAAUCUCGAGAACCCGGGGCUGGAAUCGGCGACGACGUGCAAAGCGCAAGGCAAUGCGUUUUUCCGCCGAGGAAACUAUGCCACUGCCCACGCUUUCUACCGGCAUGCGAUCGCGGUGCUCCGAGCUGCACAGCUUCGAGAAGAGACCUCGCUGGAACUUCUGUCCGUCGACGAAAUGCUAGCGCGCUGUAGUAUCGGAGCCAGUGUGCGGGUCCGUUCGCACCAUGGCAACGACUGGCAGGAUGCAAUGGUCGCGGAUGUUGAACAGACCGGCGCGUCCAGCCAAGUGGAGGUGAUGUACGACGCAGACGGCCGAGAUGACGAGUGGGUAGCGAUUUCGCGUAUCCGACUGCGCAUGAACACAGCGCUGUUGGCUGCGUUUGACGACCUCGCGGUGGAUUGUUUCAUGAACAUGGGCAAAGCGUUAUCUGCUCUCGGUAACCACAACGAAUCCGUUCAGUGCUUCACCCAGGCGUUGGCUCUUCGUGGCGGCAAGCUCGUCUCCGCGCUAUACUUCCGUGGGGUAGCCAACAUAGCUCGUCGCGAUCUCACAGCCGCGCAUCAGGAUCUCCGGAAUGCUGAUCAACAGUGCAGAACGCAGCAGAAAAACAGCACAAGCGGCGGCACAAGUGAACGCAAUACCAAAGACGCCCAGCAAAUGCGGGCCUUGCACAAACUGAUCGUGGCUGCAUACAAGAAGCUUCAGCACAUGCACGCAAACAAGAAGCGCAUGGACAAGAAGGCGAUCAAGCAGAUGCUGAAGUACUUGUCCACUAUCCCUGGCCUGCAAGAUGAGUAG